Messenger RNA from Microplitis mediator, 3230 nucleotides. RefSeq names its product zinc finger protein 62 homolog. Gene Ontology annotation, cellular component: nucleus. The record is from RefSeq and is a predicted model, not a curated record. The coding region runs from base 360 to 3206 and encodes 948 amino acids. The transcript is spliced from 5 exons. NCBI's taxonomy places the organism in Eukaryota, Metazoa, Arthropoda, Insecta, Hymenoptera, Braconidae. Gene Ontology annotation, biological process: regulation of transcription by RNA polymerase II. Gene Ontology annotation, molecular function: DNA-binding transcription factor activity; zinc ion binding; RNA polymerase II cis-regulatory region sequence-specific DNA binding.
AGGCCAUUUUUGUGCACACGCUAUAGCAGGCAGGAAGAACGACGACCAUUAUCGUAAAACCACUACACUGUGAACUACAACAACCUGGUUGAUGGUUUGUAAAACUGUACAGUCCGUCUAGUCUACACUCCGCUGCAAGCUAUAAUACGAUCCGGGUUUAAAUCAAGUCGGUGUCGGUGACGUCGGUGUGUAUCUGGGUCUGGUGUGCUCGCUCGUGCGCUCUAGCUCAGACUCUGUCUCUUGGAACAGUACAAUCUCUGUUUCGUUAGUGCCGCUCUCCAUAAACGAACUUUUAUUGUACUUACGCGUCCAACGGGCGCGGCUUGGUGUCGCGAACUGGCGUUUUUAAUAUCAAAAUCAUGUCCUCCUUUGAUUAUUUGGAUUUGUGCCGACUGUGUCUUGUGAAGGAUCAAGUAUCCGUGCCGAUAUUUGAAGGAGAUGGUGAUGCCAGACAAAUAUUCCACAAGAUAUCCUUCUGUCUGCCGGUCAAGGUGGACAGAGAAGACAAAUUGCCAAAAAAAAUAUGCGACGACUGUGCUUACAAAGUAGAACUGUGUUAUCAGUUCUACAAUACCACAGCUAAUGCCGAAAAGCAACUGCUGCAAUGGCUUGGAGAGGUUGGACUUGAAGACAAGCAGGAUUAUGAACAAGAAGUCAUGAACUCGGAGAUGAUGAAGCAGGAACCGGACAACAGAAUAAACGUGACCGUAUUGUCGUCGGAAGAGCAAUCAAACAACAUGGAGAUAAAUAUGAUUGAUGGGAUGAGCCUGAGCUUGCCGAUCAUCAUGACAAAUCAGCAAAUGCCCGCGGUGUCGAUGAGCUCGACGGAUAACUUGCAAACUAUCCAGUCGGUAGCUGGGACCAGUGUCCAGACGACCCGGCGCAUGCAGAAAGACGGGCAUGAGGAGAUUGAAGACACUGAAGAGGACGAUAACUCGGAGGACGAGUGUGAUGUUGACGAGGGAAUGCAAGUCGUGAAAGAGGAGAGCGAAAAUUCGACGAGCGGUAGCAGGUCUAUGGAACCGACGACGUUUGUUAACGUCGCGUUAUGCAACGAAGCCGGACCCUCGGGUCUACAGCAGCAAAAACUCGGUGAUAUGACCGAGAUGAGUAUCCAGCAAUCGUCUGAAGGCGAUACGAAAACUGGAUACGUCAAUAAAACUGCUACUGCUACGACAAGAGCGAGGAAUGAAGAGGAGUCUGGGGAUCCACGGGGGUUUUUCAUCUUUGAAAAAGAGUCGGUGGUGAUGAGAAAGUGGCAAAUAUUGGAAUUCGAUGGGAAACCUUAUUAUGCAUUUGUACCUGAAAACGAAGAGCCGAUAAGUAUGGAGAACAUCCCGAGUAACGAUGAUCAGGGCGGCGAUGAUGAUGAUGAUGGUAAUAAUAGUGACGAGAUUGAUUACAUUAUUCACCAGCAACAGCAGGAUCAGCUGGAACACGAGCGAAGGAAUGAAAUUUCAAAAUUGGCGGGCCAGUGCAAGACCGAAGGUCCGAGCGAGGAAGACGAGCACGAGUUGGUGUCUGUCGGAAACGACGCCAGCUUUUAUGAUUAUCAGUAUGAUGUCGAUACAAAUAUUAUAAAUAACUCAGAUGAAAUUGAUGAGACUGAAAUGAAGCCAAUUUUAAUAAACGAUAUCCGUCGGACUGAGAACGGCAAGGAGCCGACCCGAGGCGAUUUGUAUCAAUUUAAAGUUGAGGGAAGCGUUGUGACGAUUGAAAAACUUGCUGAGAACGUGAUUUCCAUAAAGAAUGACGAUCAUGAUAAUUACAAUGAUAAUGACAAUGAAAAUGAUGAUGAUAAUGACGAAAGUUGUGACGUAGAUGAACAUCAUGAGGAGAUUCAAGUUGAAGAGGAAGUUGUUGAACCGGAAGAAAUUGAAAUGGACCAGGAGCACAUUUCGCAAAGUGAAUUUAUUGAAGCCGAGGAAGUGGACGGAGAAGAGGGAAUCGAGGACGAGGAAGGGAUUGAUGGAGAAGAAGAGGUAGAGGGAGAUGGAGAUGGUGAUAGAGAUGAAGAUGGAGAUGUUAUGGGCCAAGUUGAAGAAGAGGAAGAGGAAGAGGACGAGGAAGAACAAGCCCAAGAAGUGCCGCAAUAUAUCGAUGCGGACAGUAUAGAUUCGCAAGUGAUAGAGUACGUCAGUGAGAACGAAGAAGACGUAGACGAUGUUGAACCCGUUAGCGAGAAAACUUCCGAAGCGCCUGAGGGUCCGGUGCCCGUGGCGAUGGCCACCAAGAGCCAAAGACAAACAAAAUAUCGACCGAUUCUCCCCAAAGGCACGCCAGCACUAAAGUGCAAAGCUUGCGCCGAGACCUUUACUUCGGCGGUAGCUUUCCGGAAACACGUCGCCUGGACUCACAAAAAGAAAGUAUACAUUCAAGAGGACGGCGCUUACAUUUGCGCGGUCUGCGACUACCGGACACUCAAAAAGAGUCUCUUUGCCGCCCAUUUAGAACGGAAGCACGAGACCUGGCCGAAGAAAGGCCCCAGCAAUUUGGAGUUUCCCUGCGUGGUGUGUGGGUUCAAGUGUCGGUCCAAGCACUCGCUCCAGUCUCACUUUAUCCGGAAGCACACCGACACCUACGAGCACCAGUGCAAGUUCUGCCCGAAGCAGUUCAAAGUAAAAGGGGACCUAACGAACCACGUGCGUUUCCACCACAAAGAGAAGCCGAUAAACUGCGACGUCUGCGGUAAGCUCUGUCAGAACACCGGGUCCCUGUACGUUCACCAAAAAUGGGCUCACUACAAGCCGAAAUUCGAGUGUGCGAUUUGCAAGCGCAGGAUGGUAACGCAAGAAAAUUUAGACCAGCACAUGGUGACGCAACAUGAAAAACGUGAGAAAAUAGUGUGCGCAGAAUGCGGUAAAACCUUCACUAAAAAAGAUUCAUUCAAACGACACAUGGCUGUACAUACGGGUAGCAAACCGCACAACUGUCCUAUUUGCAACAAAGCCUUUGCUCGGCAGUCUCAAUUACGCCAGCAUGUACUUAUCCAUACGGGCAAACGUCCCUUUAAGUGUGAUAUAUGCGGCAAGGCGUUCACACAAAAGCCCGGGCUUAUUUGCCACCGCAAGACUCACCCCGGAUCCCAUCCCCCGCUUCCCGUCAUGCCUAUCGCCGACCUCGUUAAAGAAUUCACCGCCGAAUAUCUGAUGGAAAACGGAAACGCGAAUGACAUCAACGACGAGGUUGAGGCUAUCAGCGAUUGAUUAUCUUCUUUUGUAAAUUAUUUU